AUGAGUGACUCCAAGACGCCCGUGUCGAACGUGUCGAACGGCGGGCCGAGAACAUUCACGCGACAAGUUUUUGAUCCGGCUGCAGACUUUGAUUCCUCGUUCGAGGACAUUCCGCCGCCGGCUUACAACGAGCCAGGGACGAUUGCCAUAUCACAAGAUGGAAUCAGGACGCAGGCGCAGGUCACAGAUGACGGCAGAGUCGAUAUCUUUUUGAACGAGAAGUCCGGACGCCUUUCCAAUCUCUUUGCACCAGCUCUGCAGCGACAGCUUGCGACCAUCCAGCAGGAACAGCAGCAGGAUCAGAGCAACCGGAGCCAUGUCCCGCUGGAUCAGCCGUCGCCUGUUUCGCUCAAUGUCGUCAUCCACGUGGUGGGCUCUCGCGGCGACGUGCAACCUUUUGUCGCAUUGGGCCAAGUCUUGAAGAACACCUACAAGCAUCGCGUCCGUCUCGCGACCCAUCCCGUGUUCAAAGAUUUCGUCGAGAGCAACGGUUUGGAGUUCUUCAGCAUCGGAGGCGACCCGGCCGCGCUCAUGGCGUUCAUGGUGAAGAAUCCCUCCCUGAUACCGUCGAUGAAGGCCGUGGCGGAAGGCGAUAUCAGCAAACGACGCAGGGAAAUAGCCGAAAUCCUCGAGGGCUGCUGGAGGUCAUGCAUCGAGCCAGGGAACGGCCUGCGCAAGUACACGGCCGGCGUGUAUGGGAGUGACGAUCCCUCCGAGCAGCCGUUCCUGGCCGAUGCUAUCAUCGCCAACCCUCCUAGUUUCGCUCACAUCCACGUCGCCGAGAAACUCGGUAUUCCGCUGCAUGUAAUGUUUACUAUGCCGUGGUCUCCGACAACGUCGUUCCCUCAUCCGAUGGCAAACAUCCGCUCGUCCAAUGCUAAUGCGAGCACAUCCAACUACGUCAGCUACUCUCUGAUCGAAAUGAUGACCUGGCAGGGCCUUGGAGAUCUGAUCAACCGAUUCAGAGUCAAGUCUCUCGGCUUGGAACCGCUCUCGUCCAUGUCUGCUACCGGCAUCCUCAACCGGCUUCGGGUGCCAGUUACAUACUGCUGGUCGCCAGCGCUGAUCCCCAAGCCGCAGGACUGGGGCCCUCACAUCUCCGUCACCGGAUUCUCCUUCCUUGGUCUCGCGUCCACAUAUACCCCCGACCCGGAGCUGGCUGUAUUCCUCGCUGCGGGGCCUCCGCCCAUCUACAUCGGCUUUGGGUCGAUCGUGGUGGACGAUCCAGACGGCAUGACGAGGCUGAUUUUCGAAGCCGUGUCCAAAACCGGCCAACGAGCUCUGGUGUCCAAGGGAUGGGGUGGCUUUGGAGCGUCAAUCGACGUGCCGCCCAAUAUUUUCCUGAUCGGCAACUGUCCACACGACUGGCUCUUUCAACGGGUGUCGUGCGUGGUGCACCACGGCGGCGCAGGGACCACGGCGGCAGGAAUCGCGCUCGAUAAGCCCACGGUCGUGGUGCCCUUCUUCGGUGACCAGCCGUUCUGGGGCGCCAUGAUCAAAAGAGCCGGGGCAGGGCCUGCGCCCAUUCCACACAAGAAGCUGACCGCCGACAACCUCGCGGAAGCCAUCCUCGAAGCGCUGACGCCGGGCGUAGUCGAACGGGCGCGCGAACUGGGCAAGGCUGUUCGCGCAGAGGAUGGCGCCCGAGCGGCAGCACAUAGCUUCCAAGAGCAGCUGGACAUCGACCAAUUCCGAUGCGAUAUAUUCCCGUCAGAAAAGGCCGUGUGGAAGGUGAGGAAAAGCCGGAUGCGUCUGAGCGCACUCGCGGCGACGGUGUUGGGGAAUGCAGGGCUGCUGAAUAUGAACGACCUUCGACCGGUCCGCAUCCAGGAGUACCAAACGGAGGCGGGCGCAACCGAUCCUCUCUCCGGCGGUUUUGGCGCGCUGUUGGGCUCCAUGGGUAGCAUUGCGCUGGGCAUCCUGGACCUGCCCAUCCAGGUAGCCAGCUCGGUAAUGGAACCGCAUCGAGGGCAAGCAGAGUCUGGAUCUGUUUCAUCUGGUUCUGCUGCAUCGACGGCAGUUCCUACGUCGACUCGGGACAUUGCCUCCGCUUCCGAGCACGAUGAUCGCUCGUCGCAUUCGCGGACCUCGAGCGUCGAGGACCAGAAAGGGAAGAAAAAGGGGAAGAAAUCCAAGGCUAAAUCAUUCGCAUACGGAUUCUACAAAGAAGUCACGGGGCAGGAAACGAUCGCGAUGAACAAGACCGGCAUCACGGAAGCUUCAGACUCGAUUGCAUCCGACGCCGCCAGGGGUGCAGGCAAAGGCAUGGGCCGGAUUGUCGAGGUCGGCCUCAAGACGCCACUCGACUUUACGAUGGGCCUUGCCAAAGGCUUCCGCAACGCGCCCAGACUGUAUGGCGACGAUACUGUCCGUGAGCAGGACAAGAUCACGGGCUUUCAUAGCGGGAUCAAGACUGCCAGUAAAGAAUUGGGCCUUGGCUUUUACGACGGCAUCACCGGGAUCAUCACGCAGCCGAUUCGCGGGGCCAAGAAAGACGGAGUGGGAGGAUUUUUCAAAGGCGUCGGAAAGGGACUGGGAGGAGCGAUCCUCAAGCCGGGAGCAGCUAUCUGGGGAAUCCCCGCCUACUCGUUUAAAGGCGUGUACGAGGAAGUGCAGAAAUACUUUGGCUCCAGCCUGCACAGCUACAUUGUGGCGACGCGGUAUAUGGAGGGACACCAGAGCGUGAGCACUGUGACGGAGGCGCAGCGGCAAGAGAUUAUCAGGAAGUGGGAGACGCGGGACAAGGAACGGCCUCAGGCCGAUUUCGUGGAGAAAUGGAAGUCUGCUGCGCAGGAGAGGCUGAGGGGUGUGCAAGACGAUAGCCAAAAACACUCGUCUGGUAAUUCAUCUGCUGCUGCCGACAGGCGGCAUCUCAGCAUCAACACUUUGCACAGUCGAUCGUCUUCGGAUGUGAGCAUGAGCUUCUUCCACAGCACGGCCCGGAUGGAAGACGACGACGGCGACGAUGGCUUCCCAUCCAGCAACGCAAGAGGGAAGCCAGGGCCGACGUAUCCACGACCGCUGUCUUAUCACCCACCGCCGGCUAACGUUUAUGAACUUCCAUCUUCACCUGUAGCGACAGCAGCAGCACCGGCAGCAGCACAUGCUCCUAUACCAGACCCACCGGCAGGAAUAGCAGAGCUACCCGCCGAACUCCCAGCAGAACCAGUCUCUCGCCAUACCAAUACCAAUCACACCAAUCACACCAACCCCGCAGCCGACGACGACAACGAUGAAGAGGCGAUGAUCCGCCGCGCAAUCGCAGAGUCGAUUGAAUCGGAGCGUCAGCGCGCAGCAAGGUUUGGUGUGACGCCGCAGGUAUAA
Molecule: messenger RNA, 3324 nt
Organism: Rasamsonia emersonii CBS 393.64
Lineage: Eukaryota; Fungi; Ascomycota; Eurotiomycetes; Eurotiales; Trichocomaceae
Exons: 8
Coding region: 1-3324 (1107 amino acids)
Biological process (GO): carbohydrate metabolic process
Molecular function (GO): hexosyltransferase activity; UDP-glycosyltransferase activity
Source: RefSeq, a predicted model, not a curated record